CAGGUGGCGGUAACGCGCCUCUGCGUCUCAAUGCUACCCAUAAAAAGAGACGCUAACAAGAAGAAGACGCUAACAAUGGCGGCUAACGCUAGCUGUGAGCUCCGGAUGGACCAGCUGCCCUCAGACCCGCUGCUCCACGUGCUCUCCUUCCUGGGCUUCAGAGACCUGAUCCAUUGUAGUUUUGUGAGCAGGAGGCUGAACGACUUGUCCAAACAAAACCAUCUGUGGAGGAGACAAUGCUCUGAACACUGGCUGCUGGACGACUCUGACCGGCUCCAGUCUGGUGUGUCGUGGUACUGUCUCUUUAAGAGGUUCUACUCAGACCUGGGUCGGUACAUCCAGUACUACCCGGUCCUGAAGAGGUCCUGGGACCAGCUGAAGGUCUUCCUGCAACAGAGGUGUCCUCGUAUGAUCUCCUCUCUCAAAGAAGGAGCCACAGAGGUGGAGCUUAACGACAUCGAGGCUCAGAUCGGCUGCAGACUCCCAGAAGACUAUCGGUGCUCAUAUAGGAUCCACAACGGACAGAAGCUGGUGAUACCGGGACUGAUGGGCAGCAUGUCCCUGUCUAACCACUACCUGUCUGUCUGUCCUCUGACUGAUGGGCAGCAUGUCCCUGUCUAACCACUACCUGUCUGUCU
Molecule: messenger RNA, 638 nt
Organism: Anarrhichthys ocellatus (wolf-eel)
Lineage: Eukaryota; Metazoa; Chordata; Actinopteri; Perciformes; Anarhichadidae
Product: F-box only protein 3-like
Exons: 5
Cellular component (GO): cytoplasm
Molecular function (GO): protein binding
Source: RefSeq, a predicted model, not a curated record